CUAGAAGCUCCGAGUCUAUGGCUGGGCGCGGCCCCGAUUGGCUGGCGCGGCCCGCGGGCGUUGCUAGGGAGACGGGCGGCGCCAUGGCCCGGCUGGAGGUGCUGGUCCAAGGCGGCGGCGGCGGCGGCGGCGGGCAGCGCUCUCGGGCCGGGCUGUGCUCGCUGACGGCGCUGGCCCUGCUGCUGCUCGGCGCUCUCACUUACCUGCCGCCCCUGCUGGUGGCCUACCGGAGCCACGGGUUUUGGCUGAAGCGGAGCAGCUAUGCGGAGCAGCCGAGGGUCCACUUCCGGCACGAGGUGCUGCUGGAGGCGCUGCUGGACGGCGGCGGCGGGGCAGCAGUGGGCUGGAGCUCCUUCCCGGCCUGCAACCGCCUCCUGGGUGCCCGCCUGCGCCCCCCGCUCCUCUCGGCUAGAGAGGAAGACUCAAAUCAGGAUGGUAUAAUGGACCGGCUGAACUUCCGCCUGGAACUUCCGUUGCAAUCUACUGAGCAAGUAGUUGGAAUCCAGUUACUGCUGACCUUUUCUUACCAUUUGCAUAGAAUGUCCACAUUUGUGAUGCAGAGCAUGGCCUUCCUGCAGUCCUCCUCCCCUGUGCCAGGGUCACGAGUCUUUGUGAGCGGAGACCUGAAGCUUCAGCAAAGGCAACCCCUCAGCCAUUGCGGGCUGGACAACAGAUACAAUGUCUCUGUGAUCAAUGGCACAAGCCCUUUCGCACAGGACUAUGACCUUGUGAAUAUCAUUGCAGCCUAUCAGGAAAGAAAUGUCACAACAGUCUUGUCUGGUCCCAGCCCUGUCUGGGUGGCUGGAAGAGCCUCCAGGGAGCCCUUUGUAGUCGAGGCCAUCAUUCGUUAUCCAGUGGAGGUGAUUGUAUAUCAGCCAGGCUUCUGGGAGAUUAUCAAGUUUGCCUGGAUCCAGUAUGUUGGUAUCCUGCUGAUCUUUCUUUGGGUUUUUGAAAGGAUCAAGCUCUUCCUCUUCCAGAAUCAAGUGCUGACUACAGCACCCCUGCCACCCGUUCCUCCCAUGUUGUCAUACAAAGAGCACCAGUCCUGAGGAGAUUCCCGUCUGCUCCAGCACGAACAAAUCUACCUCCUGGUCGCUUUCUUCACAUGCUUUGCACUUGGAAGAUGAGGAAGGUAUUGGGAUGGCAAGAGCUGAACAGACUCUGUAUCUCAGCCUCUCUCUGCCAGGGAUUUGGUUUUGUGGGAGCUCCUCAGUCCUGGUUUCAGAAAGCUCUCAGUAGCUGCUUUUGGCUAUCAGGUAUAUUUCAGACACAAGUCACACAUGAAUACUCACAUACCUGCUGAUGUAUGUUUAGCUGGUAAGAGGAACGUUUUUCUUAUGAAAGCUGUGGUAAUAAAACGUGUUGUCUUAAUUGGU
This is a messenger RNA of Hemicordylus capensis (graceful crag lizard), 1376 nucleotides long. RefSeq names its product transmembrane protein 231 (gene TMEM231). Gene Ontology annotation, biological process: regulation of protein localization; cilium assembly. Gene Ontology annotation, cellular component: ciliary transition zone; ciliary membrane. The coding region runs from base 18 to 1049 and encodes 343 amino acids. The record is from RefSeq and is a predicted model, not a curated record. The transcript is spliced from 7 exons. NCBI's taxonomy places the organism in Eukaryota, Metazoa, Chordata, Lepidosauria, Squamata, Cordylidae.